ACCUGCCUCUGGAUACAAGGAUAAAUUUAUAUGCACUCUAGUAGUGUGGAUCAUGUUCUCGAAGCUACAAACAUGAGUCUGACCAAACUGUGGGAGGCAGUGAAAGACAGGAUUGCCUGGCGUGCUCUGGUCCAUUGGGUCACGAAGAGUCGGACACGACUAAACGACUAAACAAGUGUGGAUUGGAGUUGUAAUACAGUACUGCAUAGUGCGGACUUAGUGUGCUUGCCCAAAUGAUUGGCUAUCACUCUUCUAGAAAUACCUGUGGAAGUUUGUCCCACCCUUCUUCUUUUUUUAAGAAUCCAUGUUCUCUUGAGAUCCCACGAUACAAAGGGAGGUUGAGCUGAGCUGGAGUGCCUGGCCCAAACUCAUCCGGAGACCUUCAUGGCUGGUUGGGAAUUUGAACCCAGGUCUUCCGAGUCCCAGACACAAGUUCUCACACAUUGUAUUUUUUAAGGGAAUGAUUUUGAUGCCUGGGAAGUUGUAAUAACCAAAAGAAGAUGGAAGUGGUGAAAUCAGCCCGUUCCGAAGACUUCAGCAACACCAAAGAACCCCCUGAGAAACUGCAGUCUCUUCUUUUGGACAGCCUGGUGGAUGCUACUAAGGAAGCAACUGAUGUCCCCAAUCGCCUUGUGGAAUCCAAGAUUUUUAGAAAGCUUGUAAGAAAUGAUGUCAUACAGGCUAAACCUGCCAUCAUGCACUUUGGAGGGUAUAUAAUGGAACAACAUCAGCAACAAGAACUGAAACUUCUCAAUAUUUCAAGCGAAGUUAUAAAUUUCCAUGUUAUUCCACCGGAGACAAAGUACUUUCAGAUCAAAUACAGCAAAAUACAACGGCUUGUCCCUGGCUUGUCCUUCCCAAUUACGGUUGAUUUCUGUGCUGAUGAAUGGCGAUAUUAUUAUGACUGCAUUAGAAUCCAUUCUCAGGGAGAUGACACAUUGCUGAUUCCUCUACAUGCCUAUCCUGUGAUGAACACUGUAGAAUUUCCAUCCUUCAUUACUUUAUCUGAUGUUUCUCUAGGACAAUGUAAAGAAUAUAUGAUCCCCCUGGAGUGCAGCUGUCCCAUAGAUUUUGAGUUCCACAUAGAAUAUCUUCAGCCUCACAAAGCCUUUACGGUUCAUCCAACAUCUGGAAUAAUUCCUGCCAAUGGGAAAGUAGAAAUUAUGGUAACAUUUGCACCAUUUGAAUACGGAACAGCCCAGAUGAAAAUGGAGUUGUGGAUUUCACAAUUUAACUCAAAACCUUAUGUAUGUGCAUUCACAGGAACAUCAUCGCCACACUCUACAUUAACGAAAGCAGACUUUGAGAAGCAAGAAGCAGUUUUGGCGAGAAUACCAAAGUCUCCACAAAAAGCAGUGGCACGGCUACUGCAGAAGACAGCAUUGCCAAAGCCAGAACGGGGCAGUCCCCUACAAAAACCACAGGCCAUUGAGUAUAAAAACUUGAGAUUCCCAGCUGAUUUGUCAAAUCCUUAUGCCGUGGCAACUGUUUUGGUUCAGGAACCAGGCAAAUUAAAGAUUAAAUACUUAAAAGAAGUCCUAGGAGGGCAAGGUGAUGGAGGAGCUAGAACAAGGCAGGUGAAAGAAGCUGUUUUUGAAUUGAAAGUCAAGCAGGACAUACAAGCAGAGCUAACCAAUCAACUUAAAUGGCAGGUUCAUUUAGGCAAAGAACCAAUUACUCCAACUUUUCAAAAGCAAUUUUCUGAAGACCGACAGAGAGAAGUGGAACUGUACAAGAUUAAAAGCGGAGAGCCUAUUAAGGAGAAGGAGUUUCAAAGGAAGCAUGUUCAAGUCUCAGUCAAACGUGUCAUCCGAGACAUUGGCGAGCCCCCGAAAUUCUAUCCCACUUUUGAUCUCCUGCUCAACAACCCUUGGUGUCACAGGCACUGGAAUCUGCGGCGGUUCCAACAAGCUGCUCGAAAGAUCGUGGUUCAUGGCCGGCUCAAUCGUGUGCUAAGUGUGUGGCGUGGAGUAUUAAAAAAUAUUAGAAACCAAUUAGAGGAAGAAGCAUUCCCAGAAAGCAGCAGUUCCGAAACGACCAGCACACUAGCAAUCAGUGAUGAUGGAAGAGUGCCUUGUGUCCUCACGGAAGAUCGCCUGCUGCCUUCUGAAUUCCCCACUUACAGUUCAUCUCGGGCUGAUGAGCUGGCACCUGAAGCUCUCGGUUUAGUUCCUCUCAGGUCUGCAAAUGUUAAGAUUAAACAACUUCACCACUUCUAUGAACUAAAGGUCCCUCAGCAUUUCACCCUCAUGGCAUAUCAGCCAUUCUGUGUGCACCAUGCGGCAACCAGUUACAAAGUUCCAAAAUAUUCCCAAAUUCUGAGGACCGGUGCAGAGGAAGAGUUGAUCCCAGUAAUACCGGCUUCAGAGGAAAAACUCCAGGAACAAGAAGAUGAACUAGACACCACCCUGCUAAACCUCAGAGCUCCCGAAACUUUGCUUCAUCCUCCAACCGAUCAUCCACUUCAAAUUUUCAAUCCUAGCCCAGGACUGUGUGAGUUCAAGCAGCCAUUUCCCUACGCAGAAAGCAGCAUUGAAUAUCAUAUUUGCCCCGUUCCGAAGUAUGAACUUACCAAGCAGUUCCCACCAAAAUCCUGCAUACCGGUGACACAGAAGAAGUUCCUUCAUCACAGGGAAGUGAUUUACGGCCUAACCACCUGGAGAAAAUUCCCAUCAGUUAUCCAGUCAACUUUAACUAAUGUACCUGUCUUGAACAACAUAGCAAUGCCAUUCUGCAUUGAUCCCUACAAUGAAGUCAUGAUUCCAAAAGCUGUACCUCCAAUACUGCAUGAGUUACCGGAGCAUGAUAAGGAAAGUGUAAUUGAUGAGGUGGCUGACGUGGAGUCUCCAGUGUUGCUUAUACCAGAGAUGGUAAAAGCUGAAUUUCCACAGACUGAGCUCUCAUCUGAUGAGAACAGAUCACAAAAGUAUGGAAGUGAAAUAAAUACAGAGUUUAAAGCUGCCUCCUGCACAUCUGUGACUACUGCACCUGUAUCCAGAGAUAUAAGAGACAUUGUGGACUGGUAUAUUCAAUCUCAGAACAACGUUUUUGGACAAAAGAUAGGUGAAUCUAUGGAGAAACUGAGAGACAAGGCCAUUCAGAAGCAGCUAAGCCUCAACUAAAUACUAGGCUGAAAUAGUUUCAUGCAUCAGCCAGACUUUCUACAUUUUUUUAUGUAGCAUAGCUUCUUGCGAAAAUAAAAGCUCUACACACUGUUAUAUUUUCACGUGAGGACCCUGAACAUUGCAAAUUAUAUGCCACAUGAAUUGGAAGUCUAAUAUGUUUCAUUUCCCCUCCAUACCUAUACAUCAGGUGCUGCAGAAAAUGGGCUGUAUUAUGUAUCAGCUGGCUUGCAAGAGAAGCUUCACACACUAACAGAGAGAAAGGUUGAGGGGGAAACACCAGGUGAACAGUUAAUAUCAGUGGUGGGAUGCCCUCCCAUCUUUAGACAGUGCUGUUUCUGAGAAACCCUGUGUCUAGAUUCUUUGACAACCAUGUUGCUAUGUAUAUAUAUUUUGCCAUAUACAUGUUUGGUCCACAGCUUAGCCACCUGUGCAUACACAGAGAGAAAGAGCACAGUGUUGUGUAUCUUGUGUGACAGCAUUAAUUGCUUUCUGAUAAAAGGUAGAAAAAACUGAUACGCUCUAUAUUUGAGUUCAUUGCCUUCUGUUUAAUUGUGGAAUUACAACAAUUAUGAACCUCAGACUCUAGCCUGGACUAUUUGACUUUCUUGAUUCAAAGGGUCACUGUUUCCCCUCAGGAUGUUGCAGGUAAGUAGAUUAGGCAUAAUGAGACAGCACAGUGAAGGGGAUUGAAAGCGAAUUAUCACAUCGGCCCUGUCAUGGGCCUAUCAAGGAGCGGUCUGGUUGCAUUUCAGGAGCUGUCUCAGUGACAGACAGCGUUAAAUAAAAAGUUUGGUUGGAAACAAGAACUUAGCCUGAGGAAAUGUCAUGUAAACUAAUGUCUGUAAAUAAGUUUUCUAGUAUUAAAUACAACAAAACAAAUUUGCCUCAUUUCCCCCUAGUUUUUAAUUGGAUUAAUUUGGCAAGCAGUUGUUUUUCUCUGCAUUGUUCUCUGGUCCGGCCCGGUUUCAUGUAGACGUUUUAUCACCUAGUGUAAAAUACAUAAAAUUCUAAGCUAUCCUUUAUCACUGACACCCCCAGUUACAUAAGAAGUGGUGAUUUAUGGGCUUUAUUAAUUGGGAAAUUGGGAAAAUGCUUAAGAUUUUCAUAAGCUGAUGUCUGUGGGGAAACGCCAUGUUGCUUAACAUCAGUAUCCUUGUUUAGUGCAAUAUAUAUUGCCAGCC
Zootoca vivipara (common lizard) is the source of this 4306-nucleotide messenger RNA. The record is from RefSeq and is a predicted model, not a curated record. Lineage: Eukaryota; Metazoa; Chordata; Lepidosauria; Squamata; Lacertidae.